Capsella rubella is the source of this 1110-nucleotide messenger RNA. RefSeq lists its product as uncharacterized. The transcript is spliced from 5 exons. The record is from RefSeq and is a predicted model, not a curated record. NCBI's taxonomy places the organism in Eukaryota, Viridiplantae, Streptophyta, Magnoliopsida, Brassicales, Brassicaceae. The coding region runs from base 59 to 1051 and encodes 330 amino acids.
CCUUAAGCUCAAAAGUUUUGGCUUUUUUAAAAAAAAGAAGAAGAAACAUUUCGUUUCCAUGGCUUUGCGAGGAGAUGAGCCUGAGAUUAUGAACCUAAGAGAAUGGGAUAGAAGAGCUCGAGUAAUCCGCGAAAACCCGAGUUCUAGAAGGUUCUCUGCUUCAUACAUUGGAAGCUUCCGAGAAGAUCAUCACAAGUCUUUUUCCAAAACAAACUUCAACAACAUCUCCUGCAGUACUGCCUCUUCUCCUGGCUACACUCUCAAAGAAGAGAUUGACCCUUCAACAUAUUCCUUCACCAAUGCACUUAAAGCGUUACAAGCAAAGACAAUGUAUAAUAGUAACAGAGAAUGGUUAGCGCAAGAAGGGUUUGCGUUGAACUCGAAGUGGAACGAAGCAGAGAAAUAUAUCUGCAACCCAUUGUCUGGAGAAGUACCAAUGGAGUGCUUGUCUGCUAAGACAUUAAGUGCAAGAUCCUUCAGAAACUUAUCCACCAUGUCUGCUCCUCUGCCUUUCCCUAAUCCAUUGAUGAGUAUUGGUCAAAACAAAUCAAUUAAUAAUCCUGACGUUAGAGUCAUCCACGAGGAUCUUUAUGCUCCUGAUCCCGUACUUCUUGCUCUAGCAGAGAAGAAAGCUGUGGGACUGAAGCGAGAUGUGGGCAUUCAGAGUACGACGUCGGUGGAUUUUAGCUCCGGUAGCCCUAGUCCGGCAAAGACGCCUCCGAUCAUGGAACGGUCGUUGAAACGACACGUGGGAGCUGAUGAUUCGCCCGUUGAUUUCAAUCUCAAAUUGGAAGGUCAACAAGAGGAUGUGAAUUUAGAGGAGCAAAAGAGAGAAGAAGACAAGCAAGAUAUGAGUAAAGAAGAAGACGAAGAAGAAGUGAAGCAAGAGAUGAGUGAAGAAGAAGAACAAGAUGAGAAGACCAACAAGAAGAAGAAGAAGAAGAAGAGAGGAACAGGAUGUUUCUCAUGGGUGAGAUCCAGGCAUAGACAAGCAAGAAAAUCAAAGUACAUCUUCCCUGUUUGUGUUCCUCAUCUAGUCAAAGGUUGUUGAGAAAACCUUAAACCCAAGAGAAUCAAGCAACAACAAGAAAGAGUUAACUGUGUUUGCAA